Messenger RNA from Cryptomeria japonica (Japanese cedar), 1770 nucleotides. RefSeq names its product trifunctional (S)-stylopine synthase/(S)-nandinine synthase/(S)-canadine synthase-like. The record is from RefSeq and is a predicted model, not a curated record. Gene Ontology annotation, molecular function: heme binding; iron ion binding; oxidoreductase activity, acting on paired donors, with incorporation or reduction of molecular oxygen. Bases 1 to 1770 code for a protein of 589 amino acids. The transcript has 4 exons. NCBI's taxonomy places the organism in Eukaryota, Viridiplantae, Streptophyta, Pinopsida, Cupressales, Cupressaceae.
AUGGACUUUUAUAUUGAGCUCGGUGACAAUGCAAAGUAUCAUGCAACUGGUGUUGGCAUGGUCAAGUUUCAUAUUGAGUCUGGCAAACCUCUAUUGGUGGAGGAUGUGUUGUAUGUCCCAGGCAUGACAAAGAAUUUGAUAUUGGUUUCUACUUUGGAGGACAAGGGUUACAUUGUGACCUUUGAGGGGGUUAAAGUCUAUAUUCAUCCCAAGGAUUCCAAGGCAGCAAAAGUGAUUGGAGUUAGGCACUUUAGCUUGUUUUGGCCACAGUUUGAGCCAGUGCCUGUAUUGGUAAGAAGUAGUAGAGGGUUAAGAGAACUGUGGCAUAGGAGGAUGGCCCAUCUUCACCAUGGAGCACUUAAUGUUCUCAAGGAAAUAGUUACAAGGCUGCCUAAUAUGAAGGUUGAGAAGCAUGAGAUAAUCAAAGGAGUCGACUUUCUUUCGAGCCUGACAGAUAUGGCCAAGUCAUAUGGCCCUGUAAUGACCGUGUGGAUGGGGCCAUUGCCUACUGUGAUUCUCACCGGCCAAACUGCACUCUGGGAGGCGCUGGUAAACCAAGCAUCCAAUUUCGCAGAUCGCCCAACGAUUUAUGCCCUGCAGUACACCACCGCAAACUUUAAAACUACCCUUGCUUCUCCCUGCAAUGAACGUUGGACUCAGCUCAGAAAGCUUCUCCACAACAAUGAUCUCAGUCCCUUCCACGUUGCAAGCCAGAGCACUUCACAUCAGGCAUGUCUCGCUGAUCUCUUCAACACCUUAGCAAUGGAGAAGGAGGCAAAAGACCGCGUGGUGAGGCCUUUGCAGGCCUUGAAAAUGAUGGAAGUGAGGUUUUUAGCCCGAUUAUGCUUUGGCCCUCAUUUCCAAGACCAGGGUUUGCUAGUCAUGCUGAAUGAAUUAGUUGCUGAACGUAUUAGGUUACGCGAUGAAAGAGAUAAUCUGUUUUUGCCUUUGAUUCAAUUUGCUCGCAGUGAUCGGGUAUACUUCAAGCAGAGUGCUCCCGAUUGCUAUUUGAAUUGUUUGCUUUCCGUGGGCGAAGAAGAAGAAGAUGAAGAGCACAAGUUAAAGUUCUCCGAUGAAGAAAUAGCCUUAAACAUGUUCGAGCUCUUUUUUCUCGCAGUAGACAGCACCUCCACAGCUCUAGAAUGGACUCUCGCUUAUCUCAUAACCCAUCCUAACAUACAAGAAAGGGCUUAUCAGGAGGUAAGACGAGUUGUUAAAGAAAAAGAAGGUGAGUUGUUAUGUUUGAAGGAUUUGGGGAAGCUGCCAUACUUGCAAGCUGUUGUGAAGGAGACGUUGAGAAAAGAGUCGAUAGCGCCGCUUGCAAUUGUACACCAAACUGUGGAGGAGUGUAAGGUGAUGGGCAUCACUAUACCAGCGAAAUCAUCAGUACUUAUAAAUCUGCACAGUGUCUGCAAUGAUCCUGUAGCGUGGAAAGAGCCUCAUCAGUUUAUUCCGGAGAGAUUUCUUGGCAAUAUGGAUUCCGACAAGGUGAGAAUGUGGUAUCUACCGUUUGGAGCAGGAAGACGAGUAUGUGCAGGAAUGGACCUUGAAAGUGUGUUAUUUUUUAAGAGGAUUGUCUAUAGAUUGUUGAAUGCAAGGAAGAGAGAUAUUAUUGAAGUAACUUAUGAUGAGUUCUAUGAGAUGUCUACGCUUUUACAUUUGCAGACAUGUCAGCCAAGGCAGUUACAACAUAUUGAUUAUACUUUGGUGGAUGUCGAUACUCUUUUCAGAGCUUUAAUUUCAGCACAGGCAGGGAGGAUGCUGGCGUAG